AGGCUGGCGUGGCGACCGGAGCGGCGCGAGGUGAGGCGGGGCGGGGCUUGGCUGUGCUCGGUGGCUCAGCGAGGGGAGCCGUGAGGCCGGCCUGGUGCCGGGAAUGGGGGGCCCACCGCGGCUGCGGCCGCUCCCCUGGCUGCUGCUGCUACUCCUCGUGGCCGCGCCCUUCGCCUCGCCGGAGCCGGAGCCCGGCCAGGAGCGAGAGCCUGCCCCACCGCCCCAGCAGGACCAGCAGAAGCCGCCGCCUCCGCAACAUCCGGCCGUGCAGGGCCCGGAGCUCGCCAGGGCCGAGAAAGGAUCUACUCAAGUUGCCCCAGAUCAUUCUGUCAAUGGAGACUCUCUGGAGAAGACCAACCUGGGAUUUAUCCAUGCAUUUGUGGCUGCCAUAUCGGUCAUCAUUGUCUCUGAACUUGGGGAUAAGACUUUCUUUAUUGCAGCCAUCAUGGCCAUGCGUUACAAUCGCUUGACAGUGCUGGCUGGUGCAAUGCUGGCCUUGGGAUUAAUGACAUGUUUAUCAGUUUUAUUUGGUUACGCUACCACAGUUAUCCCUAGAGUGUACACAUACUACGUGUCAACUGCACUGUUUGCAAUCUUUGGCAUCCGAAUGCUUCGAGAAGGUUUAAAGAUGAGCCCGGAUGAAGGUCAGGAAGAACUGGAGGAAGUUCAAGCAGAACUCAAGAAGAAAGAUGAAGAACUCCAGAGAACGAAGUUGUUAAGUGGGCCGGGAGAUGUGGAAACAGGCGCAGGCCCCAGCUUGCCUCAGAAAAAAUGGCUACACUUUAUUUCUCCAAUUUUUGUGCAAGCCUUUACGCUAACUUUCUUAGCAGAAUGGGGAGACCGCUCUCAAUUAACUACCAUAGUUCUGGCAGCAAGAGAGGAUCCCUAUGGUGUGGCAGUUGGCGGAACAUUUGGACAUAGUUUAUGCACUGGUCUGGCAGUGAUUGGAGGAAGAAUGAUAGCACAAAAAAUCUCUGUUCGGACUGUGACAAUCAUAGGAGGCAUUGUUUUCUUAGCAUUUGCAUUCUCUGCACUAUUUAUAAGUCCAGAAGCUGGUUUUUAACAAGGUGUUUUCCGAUUUCCUUGGGAAAAAAUGAGGACUAGGAGCAAGAAUGAGGACUAGGAAUAACCAAACCUAUCUCUGGUAUUCUGUAUAUAAUGUACAGUGGUAGGGAAAUGAGCACUGAUGAAGAGAUGCUGCAACUACUAUAGUAACAAUUUGGGACACUCUGACUAUGCCCGUGAUGGAGAAUCCCUGUCUAUAUAUAUAUUUUUACAUGGGGUGCUCGUACAGUGUGUUCUUGCCCAAGCAAACAAAGAUCGGCCUCCUGAAAUACAGGGAUUGCUACUCCCAUCUCUUCACCACCACUGGUUCUCAUUCUGGAUGGAUGAAUUGCUGCUGCGGCGAGACUAGCACUUAUGCCUUAUGAACUGUCCAGUGGAAAGUAUUGGAGAGAACUCUGCCAAGCACAUGAUCCCACAAUCAAACAUCAGAACCGAGAGAACUGCGAACUACUCACGUAACUGACUGCCACGAAUUGGUGGCUUGAGACCAGUUUGGGGGACGGGGGUGGGGGAAAGAGACAGAAUCAGAAUAUUUUAGUAUGUAGUAAACUCAUUUGGAAUAUGAUUUUUUCAAUAUAUAAUGUAUCUGGUUGUUUACUACCUCCAAACCUGUUUUGCAUUAUGACCCCCAAAGCGAUCUGCAUUUCCAAAUCGAAGUACUUAACUGUGUUCAUCGUCUUUUCAGCAACUGAAAAAUGUAAUAUGGAAAAAUGAAUAAAUCAGAUGUAACUGACUGAAUUUAGAUGAAAAUAUGUUUGCAAGUAAAUUAUUGUCAUUCAGUUUUGCUUUAUAUCUGUGUUUAUUCCUGACCAUUUGGAGAAAUAACUUUUAUGACUUAAUUUGAUGUAGACUUUCCCCGAGUUUCCUGCACAGUCAGUACUGUAAAUGACUUUUGUAUUUGUUGAGUAGUCUGAAUAAUUUGACCUUGUGUUCCUUACUCUUGAUUUCAAAUCCUGCUGUUAAGACUUUGUAGGUAGCUGCAGUAACAUGGUAUUCAACUAGUUUACAGCAUAAGCAUAACUGUAGAACUUAAGGAAUGGAUUGGUGGUUUGAAAUGAAAAAUCUUUCCCCAAGCAGUUGCUCUUAAAUUUGCUCGUGGGUUUAAGCACAUCAUCUUACAACUGCCAAGUAAGAGGUGAGAUUCAGUAGCCAAAGAGCAUAUCAUGUUACUGUACAUGACAGUCCAAGAUGGAAAACAUUUACUUGAAAAAAAUAAACUCAUUUAUGGCUCAUUUA
Molecule: messenger RNA, 2301 nt
Organism: Sphaerodactylus townsendi
Lineage: Eukaryota; Metazoa; Chordata; Lepidosauria; Squamata; Sphaerodactylidae
Gene: TMEM165
Product: transmembrane protein 165
Exons: 6
Coding region: 104-1063 (319 amino acids)
Biological process (GO): calcium ion transmembrane transport; manganese ion transmembrane transport; Golgi calcium ion homeostasis
Cellular component (GO): Golgi apparatus
Molecular function (GO): manganese ion transmembrane transporter activity; calcium ion transmembrane transporter activity
Source: RefSeq, a predicted model, not a curated record